AUGGCCUCAUUUCUGAAAAAGAUCGCUGGUGGAGGAUCUGCUCAGCCGGAGCAGCACUCAGAUCAAGGACAGUCUCUGACAACCAUCUUAUCCACACAUGAGGAUAAAUCAGAAUUACUAUUGCUUAUUGCCAAUUGCAUGGGUCUGAUGCGAAGACAGGUAGCCGACAUCUUUGAUCCGGAUAAAGGACAUGAAAAUUGGAACCGUGUUCUGGCGCCUGGGGCAGGUGACAAGAAAGUUAUCAAGUCCAGCGACCAUACACCAAACACCGAGGCUACAGAGCGGGCAUCGGAGCCUAGUGCUGAGCAGUUAGAAGCUAAGAAACAGAAAGGCUACGAAAGAAGGGCGGCAGAAUUGUCUAGCGCGAAGAUGACAGAAUUGAAGGAGGCAACGUUAAAUCAUUUCGACACCUGGCGAGAUAAGGUCAUCCAGCGUUUGGGAGAGGCCAUCAACCAGCAUCAGGAAGGUGAUUCUGGUCCUUUAGAGAGCAAACCUCAAGCUCCCGGAAAUCAGCAGAAUCGCAAUGACCAGCUUAGCCAGAAGCUCGAAGAUACUGAAUCGGAUAAUGCGUUGCAGCAGCUCUAUCCGCCUCAGGAAACACUGCUGAGAAAGUUACCUCAGGCUCAACGCGUACUUAUCUUGCACUCCUUAUUGCUGCUACUUCUUAGUCUAGAGACGUAUACAGCAGAGUCUCGGGUCCUCCUCCUUCGAAUUACCAGUUCCUUGGGCCUUCCUAUGAAAUUAUUGGCUGAGGAUGAAACUCAGGUGGCGAAGGGCCUUUUGGAGUCGGCGAAACAGCAUAUGAACGCUGAUGCCGAUACAAAGAAAAAGGCAGAGGAGAAUGCCUCUUCUCGAAAGUGGAAGGUCGGACUUGGUGCUGCAGCUGGUGCUGUGCUUAUUGGUGUUACCGGAGGUCUGGCUGCUCCUCUUCUGGCUGCUGGGGUUGGAUCUUUGAUGGGAGGAAUUGGUCUUGGUGCGACGGCUACAGCAGGGUACCUUGGUGCUCUUGCAGGAAGUGCCCCUCUAGUGGGAGCAUUGUUUGGCGCAUAUGGUGGACGAAUGACUGGGCGAGUCAUCGAUGAGUAUGCAAGAGAGGUUGACGACUUUGCGUUCAUUCCGCUCCACAAACCCCAUCGAUUUCCUGGAAAGAACAGCGAAGGUGAUUCAAGACAUCUUCGUGUGGCCAUCGGCAUAUCCGGGUACUUGAAUGAUGACUCCGAGGUUGUCAAACCCUGGAAGGUAAUUGGCAAUAGUGUGGAAGGAUUUGCACUUCGAUGGGAAGUAAAGUCCUUACUGAAGCUUGGGAAUGCAUUGACAGCAUACGUGCGAAGUUAUGCCUGGGGAUGGGCAAAGAAAGAAAUCAUCAGUCGAACAGUUUUUGCUGCACUUGCAUCGGCAUUGACAUUACCUUAUGGACUAGCCAAAGCCACAAAGUUGGUGGAUAACCCAUGGAGUGUUGCGGCAGCACGGAGUGACAAAGCAGGAAAAGUACUCGCACAGGCUCUCAUCUCAAAAGUCCAAGGAGAAAGACCGGUGACUUUGCUUGGGUACUCACUUGGAGCACGGCUCAUCUACUCUUGUCUGGAUGAACUUGCAAAUCGUCGAGUUUUUGGUUUAGUCGAGUCAGUCGUAUUAGUAGGAGCGGCUGCUCCAUCAGAUUCGGUGGCAUGGCGCAAGUUGCGAGCGGUGGUGAGUGGUCGGCUCAUCAAUGUCUACUCGACCAAUGAUUACCUUCUUGGAAUCUUGUAUCGAACAAGCAGUCUACAAUACGGCAUCGCCGGUCUGCAAGCCAUUGAGGACGUCCCUGGAAUUGAGAAUGUGGAUGCUUCUGAAUUUGUUGAUGGACACACCCAGUAUCGAUUCCUGAUCGGACGCAUUUUGGGUCAGGUUGGGCUGGAAGACAUUGAUGCCAGUGAAGAAGAGCAGCAAAUGAUUGCGUUGCAGCACAACCAGAAGAAAGAUGAGGAGGAGAGGGUGAAGAGUGAGCAGGAAGAGAAGACAACUGAGAACAUUCCAAGUGACAAAUAG
Molecule: messenger RNA, 2028 nt
Organism: Exophiala bonariae
Lineage: Eukaryota; Fungi; Ascomycota; Eurotiomycetes; Chaetothyriales; Herpotrichiellaceae
Exons: 1
Coding region: 1-2028 (675 amino acids)
Source: RefSeq, a predicted model, not a curated record